AUUUUUGAAUGACGCUUAUAUUAAUGUUAGUGAAUUAGCUCGACACAGUAAAAGAAAAGUCAGCUGGAGACAUUUUCCACCAAGAAUCGUGUUCUGUGUGCAUGAUUUUAUUUUGAAGCCACGACUUCCGGUCUCACUAGUGCAGUCUCGGGGGAGUUGGACGCGCCUUCAGCAGCACAAGCAGCACUUUGUCUCGGCGGAGGGGGGUGUUGACAGGAGGAGACCGAGGGGGAGGUGAAGGUGGACUCAAUUGGACUGGCCCGGUUCACUUUGCACCGCAGAGCCCGAAGCAGGACGCGGACAGCGGAGGCCAGAGAAGAGGAGCGGAGGGCGGGAGAAAAGGGAAUCAACGUGAACCGGUACAUCGGGGUACCCCUCUUUCGGAUUGGGAUACGGAGGGACACCGGGGCGGGGAGGAGGGGGCCCGCAUGAUUCUUCACAAUCAGGCUGUGAUGAUGGUGGUGAUGCACCGGGAGCAGAGCGGAGGAUUCCUGCAGAGCCCGACACACUGCACCACAACCCCGCACCCGAGUGUGAGCUGCUGCAGGGUCAGGCGCUUCUGUUUCUCCCCAUCUGAGCCCCACCAACAAAAACACGGAUUUUCAGACACAAGCUUCACACAAACAACCGGGUAACAGACUACCAGAUUCCAUUCAGCCUUCACCGUGUCUGGGGCGGAGAUUUUGAGAAAGGGGAAGCUUUACUGCACCGGUGUAAGGUGCAUGCUCCGGUUGUUUUGCGCUAAGACAAGAGGGGGAAACAUGUUGGUUCGAUGCUACCGAGGCAAGCUGUCGGUGUGGGCCGCUCUGUGCGUGCUGGUGCUCUGCUGGUUCUACAUCUUCCCCGUCUACAGACUCCCCCGCGAUAAGGACAUCGUGGAGGAGGUGCUGAGGCAGGGGGAGGCAUGGCAGAAGAACCAGACGGGCAUCGAUCACUACAGGAAGCUGCUGACGGAGUGCUGCGAGCCGCGGAAGAUGUUUGCGGUGACCAAGGAGAACUCGCCGAUGGGCAAAGUCCUGUGGUACGAUGGAGAGUUCUACCACUCGCGCACUGUCAACAAUGAGACCUACCCCCUCUUUGUGCAGGAAAACCCCCUGCAGCUGCCCCUGAAGAAGUGUGCCGUGGUGGGCAAUGGCGGCAUUCUCCGGAACAGCAAAUGUGGACGAGACAUUGACCAGGCCGACUUCGUCCUGCGGUGCAACCUUCCGCCGCUUUCAAAGGAUUAUGUGGAGGAUGUGGGAACCAAAACGCACAUGGUCACUGCCAACCCCAGCAUUGUAGAGAAGAGGUUUCAGAACCUCCUGUGGUCCAGGAAAGCGUUCGUGGACAGUAUGAAGGUGUACGGCUCCAGCUACAUCUACAUGCCAGCAUUCUCCAUGAAGCCCGGCACCGACCCCUCGCUGCGGGCCUACUACGCCCUGGCCGACACCUCCUCCAACCUCACCAUGCUCUUUGCAAACCCAGAAUUCCUGCGCUCGGUGGGUCAAUUCUGGAAAGGGCGCGGGGUGCAUGCCAAACGGCUCUCCACGGGGCUGUUCCUGGUCUCGCUGGCCCUGGGGCUGUGCGAGGAGGUGACGGCCUACGGGUUCUGGCCCUUCUCCGUGGGCCUGGACGAGCAGCCGGUCAGCCACCACUACUACGACAACAUCCUGCCCUAUAAGUGGUUCCACGCCAUGCCCGAAGAGUUUGUCCAGCUCUGGCAGCUGCACAAAAGCGGCACGUUGCGCAUGAGAGUGGGAUGCUGCCCCCCUCAGGAAUGAGGGAGUUAGAGCUUCCUGAUGGAGCGAUAGCGGUCAUUCAGUGGGCUACAGGAAGCAGAGGAGGAUUGUAAAGCGGCAGGAAGUUAGUGCGCAUAUUUCCUCAGAGGAACCUCGGCACUCUUUUCACACACACUCCUGCUGCCCCCCACCAGAGCUAAUCCCUAAUUAUCAUAACAAAGUCCCCCACCCAAACCAGCAGCAUCGGGGCACACAUGCAGCCAAAAGCACACAUUCACAAAAACAUGCCAUAUCUCCUCUCAAUUCAGAAAUUGUGUGUGUUUAUGGUAUGUUGUGGAAAGCCUCAGCUGGUAAGGUGUGGGGUUAGAUGGGUGGGGGAUGUUUUAGGUUUUUUUUUUGUGCUGACUACUGUAUCUGAAUGACAUAUGGGGCAGCUGGACCAAACCCCCCCUCUGGGUCUUUUCAAACAGAGACAGAAGGAGCUGAGGACCAGGGGGGAUAAUAAAAGGCACUGAAAGACAGGCGAAAUGCGAACAAGGGAGAGAUAAUGGAAUCCGGGUACCUAGUAGAAUAGGACUGCAAUGUAAUGGAGGAGGGAAAAAAGGACUGGCAGGGGGGAGAAAAGAGUGAAAGCUGGCUGGUAUGUGCAUGAAAGGAUUUUUCUCUCCCUGCUUUACUUCAACCAAGCGCUUCAUUGGCAUUUUCUGGUGCCAAAUAGAGCGUCAGUUCAGGAGCCAUUCGAAAUGGAGUCUUAAGUGAUAUACAUCCCAGAAUGUUUAGCCAAGUUGCAUUUGAACACUUCACUGGAAAGGGACAUCGAGUAAACCAUUUAUUGUUUUUGCCAAAUUGUGAUUGUUGGGAUUAAUGUGAAUUGUGCUUUUUUCCCGGUUCCUCAGUGGCCAGGAGAGAAGAGAGAAUCGACAUAUGUAAUAAGACAUGCUUUGCAAACUAACCUCACACAUAGGUACCUCACCUGGAAGCGGACAUCCUCACUGACUUUAUGGUACAAUUCACUCUCAAGAAGGCUCCUUGGUUUAAGGAAAAUCUGAGUCAUCUUGGAAUCUGUUCUAUACUUGCCAAGGGAACAGAGCUCUCUUUGAUGCCCACUCUGACACUGUCCUUGUUCUCUCAAAUGGAGAGACACUGAUAUAAAGAGAGGUCGUGACAGAAAAAGACUCUAUGACUCAAUGUCACAAAGUGGCAUUUAAGUGGCUGACUUGUUCGUGCGGUUAUUAUCAUUUUUGCAUCCGGGUGCAGGAAGAACUGAGCCUCUGUCCUGUGCAUCUUUUAUAAUUGUGAUUUGUAUUUGUUUGUGCACAAGGGAAAAACAACUCGCUGAUGUAGAAGCUAACACUACGAACACAACCGUUGUUGUUUUUUGUACUUGCAGGCCUUGCAGUUAGAAAACGUGAUUUGAAAUGUUUUUUUUGUUUUUUUUUUAAAUGUCCUUUAACACUAGAACCGCCAGAGAUUUUUUAUACCUAAAA
Molecule: messenger RNA, 3205 nt
Organism: Trematomus bernacchii (emerald rockcod)
Lineage: Eukaryota; Metazoa; Chordata; Actinopteri; Perciformes; Nototheniidae
Gene: st8sia1
Product: ST8 alpha-N-acetyl-neuraminide alpha-2,8-sialyltransferase 1
Exons: 5
Coding region: 723-1760 (345 amino acids)
Biological process (GO): N-glycan processing; oligosaccharide metabolic process
Molecular function (GO): alpha-N-acetylneuraminate alpha-2,8-sialyltransferase activity
Source: RefSeq, a predicted model, not a curated record